Messenger RNA from Pectinophora gossypiella (pink bollworm), 2552 nucleotides. RefSeq lists its product as uncharacterized. NCBI's taxonomy places the organism in Eukaryota, Metazoa, Arthropoda, Insecta, Lepidoptera, Gelechiidae. Bases 179 to 2233 code for a protein of 684 amino acids. The transcript has 3 exons. The record is from RefSeq and is a predicted model, not a curated record.
UUGUCCGGCAAGACACGCUUCACUGGUGCGCGCGAUCUGUUGCACCGAUCUUUCACCUUCGCAAUAUUGACGCCUAUAAAACCUUGUCAUUACAAUAUUGUCACGUUACUUUCAUCCCGACCCAAACGAGAAAUACAACUCGACGCAGUGAGGAGUAGUGGACGUUAAAAGAUCUUAAAUGGGUUUAUACCCAUACAUAAAAAUGUCUAGACUCGGGUGUCUGUUAUUAAUUUGGGCGAUAUGUGAGGGAGUGUUUGCUAAAGAAGAAAAACAAAAUGGAUUUGUGGAGCCGUUGGAUUUUGCUCCAAUUUUCGACUCGGGAGAUGCAGGACUCAGUUCGCUGGCUUCCAGUCCUAUUGCCGCAGCAAUGCUUAAAUUAGAUAAAAGUCAAUACCCUCAAUUGUUUGACACAGUCGUCAGUAGUUCUAUUGAUUCUAUUCAAAGGCGGGUUGCACCAAAAGAAAAUGCAUUCUCUGCCGAACAUUUUGGUUUCAACCCAAUUGCAAGCCAAGGCUUCCAGUCGGCUAGACUAGUCGCGCCACCGCCACCGCUGCCAAAGCGACACCACCAACAACAACAGACCCAACCCCUCACACACCUACCCAUACGCGAGCAACUUGUUCCUUUGCGAUAUGAUAUUCGAACUGUACACGACGCCGACUAUAAAGUGUACAAACCAGAAGAAAAUGAACAAGAAGAAAUCCUAGCCGCUUUAAAACAAAAUCCUAGUGUAGCAUCAUACUUCCAACCCGCAGUCACAAAUCUUGAGGUUGCACAUCCCAUAAAAUACCGCAAGGAAGAAUCGGUUGACAACCCUGAAGUUGAACAAAACUACAAGCCAAAUGCUUACGUUACAGGAUCAUCCCGUAUCCGUCGUUAUGCAGGUGGACGGCGAAGCGAAAAAUUAAGAAGAGGCCAAGAUGAAGAUGAAGACCCCUAUAAUUAUAAAGCUGAAUAUAUUUCAAGGCCUAAAGAAUUCGACAGCAGUCUUUAUAGCAGCGCCUACAAGGAGGAGAAGGACCCCAAUAAAGAUUACGAAUAUCCCUAUGGAUAUGACUCAGGAUAUGACCAUAAAGAGUACGAUAGAAUAAAGGAUUUAUCAGAGAAGCAGGCCGCGGAGAUUAGACGUAAUCCAGGAAAUUGUAAAGAAGUGAAGAGAGACGGCAUGUCUUGCAAUGUGUGCAAGGACCCUAAAACUGGUGGAAAUUAUGAAUCUUGUUCGUAUGUCACCGAACCAAAAAAUAAUCAAUACGCUUACUCGAAAGAGAGAAAAUUCGAUAGCAAUGACGAACCCGAUGAACCAGAAAAAGAUGAAAAAUCUGCUGAACAACCCAAAAAGCUAGCAAAAUAUGAAACACCUAAGGAUGACUCGCAUGAAUAUUCGCCCGCCGAACCGGAAAAAACCCACAGCGACUACAAAAAGGAUGACGAUUCCGGCGACAAAUACAAAGCUUACUACAUCCACUCCUCUAAACCAAAGACAAGUGAGGCUAUAAGAGAUUCAAGCAGUGAAAGUGAUGGCUCAGAAGAAAAAUCAGAUUCUUUAACUAAGCCUUACAAUUACAAAGAGGCCAUACCAGGUUUUUAUACUGACACUGAGCCUAAAAAGGACGUAGAACAUGUUCUAGCCGAGUUCAAAAAGAAAGAUAGAUCUGCGUGUAAAAAAGUUCAAAAGAAUGGUAUGACAUGUUUCCAAUGCGUCGACAAAAAUGGCUUGAAAAACGAAGAAUGUAUGUUUGUGUCUGAGUCAGCGCCACAACGUAGUCAUCUAGCGUAUCAAGAAGUCAAAGAAUUCACAUCAAAACCUCCGACAAUCGAUGCAGGAAAUGCAGGAGCUGUAGGAGCUGAAAGCCAAGCUGUGACAACCACUGCACCAGCGGCGCAAAAAUCUGCAGCUUAUGUAGUUGCUAAUACUGGUUAUGGUAAAAAACUGAAACGUAAGAAGGCUCGUCCAGCUAAUUUAGCUGUUGCUGCCACUAAUCCUAUUUCUACGGUUGUGCCUGCUCACAAAGUGAAAAGGAGCGUAGAAUCAGAAGCUGAAGAACGAGCUGAGAUCGUGGAUGAAGCCAACGUCGCACCUCCUGAAGAAUUCGCCGGAGACAACUCCAGGGGUGCAUAUUGGGCUGAAACUAUGCCUCGGUACAGUGCAGCAUUAGGAGUAACUUUGCCAGAAUUUAUGUUAGCUCGGUCGGAACAUGAGGCUUCAUUCGAUGAAGUUGUAGCUGGCGCGUAAAAGAUAGUGUCAGGCUGCUGUUGCCAGCCAACACUAAUAGUGUUAUUAGAGCGUGUCCGUUGUACAACACCUUUUAGAUAAAGCUUGAACAGAAGUUAACGGGCAAAAAGUAUUGUUGCGUAACAAAAUGAGAUUUCACAGAUUGACAUUCUACAAAUCGGACGCAAUGUUUCAAAACAAGUCAACAAAACCAAAUAUUGAUCAAUAGAAAUCUGUGUUUAGGGUAAUUAAACAAAAAAUUGAUUAAUUAAGUUUUACUUUAAUAAUUGUUUUUCUAUGCGUUUGUUUUUAAAAUACUUUUAUUGUAAUAUACAUGGUU